Molecule: messenger RNA, 867 nt
Organism: Ceraceosorus guamensis
Lineage: Eukaryota; Fungi; Basidiomycota; Exobasidiomycetes; Ceraceosorales; Ceraceosoraceae
Product: phosphotransferase KptA/Tpt1
Exons: 3
Coding region: 1-867 (288 amino acids)
Biological process (GO): tRNA splicing, via endonucleolytic cleavage and ligation
Molecular function (GO): tRNA 2'-phosphotransferase activity
Source: RefSeq, a predicted model, not a curated record
AUGCAGACAGACACAUCUACUACGACUGCGUCAUCAUCACACUCCACCGUCGGGAACGUCCCAGACAGCUCAGGCAGAUCCAAGCGGCCCAAGGACUCGCGCCGAGGAGCACCUCCCGAGGUGGUCCUCUCCAAAGCGCUCUCCUGGCUGCUGCGUCACGGGGCGCUCAAAGAGAAGCUUGCGAUACGCCCAGAUGGGUUCGUCAAGGUGGAAGAUGUGCUCAAAUCGUCGAGAAUCAAGAGCAUACAGUUGCCUCCUGAUGGGCGCAAGGUCAGCUUGGAAGAUGUGAAGGAAGUCGUGCAGAGCAACGAGAAGAAGCGUUUCGAACUUAGAGAAGAGGAGGGAGAGCAUUGGAUCAGGGCGGUGCAGGGUCAUAGCUUACAGAAUGUGAGCUGCGUCGAUGUCGAAAUGACUCGACUCACUCUGGACAACCUCGCAAUUCUUGCUGCUCCACAUGCGUCGCCACUCGGGUCAUCAAAUGGUCCUGCUGCCGACGCUCAAGUGCCGGGAUACGAGAACCCAGGGCCACAGGUGUAUGUGCUGCAUGGAACGAACAAGGCGGCGUGGGAGCUGAUCAAAUCUUCCGGGGGCCUGAGCCGGAUGAAGCGUCAGCAUAUACACUUGGCAGCGGGACGACCAGGCAGUGGCGUGAUCAGCGGUAUGAGGACCUCUUCUCCUCUAAUUCUUCACGUGGAUUUGGUUUCAGCGCUCGCGGAUGGCAUUCCAUUCCUGAUCGCUUCAAACGGAGCAGUCUUGACGCCAGGCAUCGAGCACCAAGGCCAACAUGGCGUACUACCGCUCAAGUAUGUCGCGUGGGUGGAGCAGACGAAGGAUGGGACGCAGGUUUGGAAGCGUGACGGGGACUAA